GCGAGUGGUUCGCGUCUUGGUUAUGUUGUAAUAGAUUACAGCACAACACCGUCUAAUUUAUCAUGUGUAAUUUUCAAAUAUUAUCAUCGCCUUAUCAACCUUGGACUGUAACCCGGAGCACGACGGUCCGAAGCGCUACGGUGCAGUAAUGUCGACUCUCAGAGCCAACUAUUUUAGUCUAAAUUGAUUGCGUUGGUCCGUCCGUACCUAGUCAAGUGUUUUUACACUUCUAGUCCCGAUUCCGCAUUCGCAGCGGUUGUUUUUUUUUCUGUGACCGUGGCUGAGGGGUGUCUGACACCACUCACAAAAUAAAACCGCCAAAAUUCCGCGAUCAAUCUAUAAUUUUAGUGAUAGUGAUAGUGAGAUGAGCUAUAAGGACCGGGACUCGCCGAUAUUGCUCGAAAGUGGUUUAAAAUCGUUUUUAGGACAUCCAGGCCACAACUAUCCUUUGUUGAACGGAAAUAGUAAACCACCUCACUCGCACAGUCAUGGUCACACAACGAUCAAAGAUUUAGCAGGAAGUAUAUUAGGAGAUGAUAAAAAUAAAGACGAUGGGGAACUUUGGAAUACUGUUGAAGCACAAACAGCGUUUCUCGGUCCAAAUCUUUGGGAUAAGACUUAUGAAACGGACCUUAAGUACGUGGAUUUGGAUGAAUUCUUAUCAGAAAAUGGCGUAUCGAUGGACGGAUUGGGUACCCAUAGUUCUUUAGGUCCCUUAAACAGUUCUCAGUCAGUGCCCAAAAGAGAAAGAUCGCCCAGUCCGAGCGAUUGUAUGAGCCCGGAUACCAUGAACCCUCCCUCACCUGCCGACUCCAAUUUUUCUGAAGCUUUAUCUAUGGCUUCGAGUUGUCGAGACUUCGAUCCAAGGAAGAGAGUAAUUUCAGAUGAGGAUCUGAAACCACAACCACUUAUCAAAAAGUCCCGGAAACAAUUCGUUCCCGAUGACCUCAAAGAUGACAAAUACUGGGCGAGACGGAGGAAGAAUAACUUGGCAGCUAAGAGGUCGCGUGACGCCCGUCGGAUGAAGGAAAAUCAAAUCGCACUUCGAGCAGGAUACCUAGAAAAAGAGAAUGUAGGACUUCGCCAAGAAUUAGAACGUAUGAAGAAAGAAAAUUUAAUUUUAAAGAACAAAUUGUCAAAAUAUGAAGAUGUCUAAGUACCUGAAGGAGUUGGAUUUUUCUCCACGUAUUUCCUAAGAAGAUACAACCGUUGUUCAUCCACCAAAACUCGAAAACUACUUACUUCAGUGAAGAAUCAACUGUUCUUUAACGAGACAACCAAAACAUUUGUAUAUAAAACAUACACAUGUAGUCAUCAUGUAGCUGUUAAGUUUAUUACUUGUAGUAGAAAUUAAUGUUUGUUUCUAGAACAUUGUUACCGAAUGUAUACUUGGCUAAACCAUUUUUUUAUAUUAUAUAAGUACUUUAAAUUUUUUCACAAUGAUCAAGCAACAAUCCCAGUAAUAGUAUACUAUCAUUUUUUACGAAUAUUUUCCUUUGUAUAAAAUUGACCAUUCUAUUCAAUUGAAUAUUUGUUAGUUCAGAAACAACCCUGUAUUCUCGAUCAUAGUCUAAUCUCAGUAACUUUUCACUUUACUUUACUUUCCACUAUUGUGUAUUCUUCUAAGAAUAAAACAGUUUGUGUUAGUUUCUUCAUUAAAAACUCAUUAAAAUCACCUCACAACAACCGUUUAACAUGACGCUUUGUAUUAAGUUCUUUUCGACUUCUUUCAUAUUGUUAAAAAACGUGUUAUCUCAAAUUAUAACAACUUGUUUCACCUAAUCUACUCUGUGGUAGUAAACUGUAUAUUAUUAAUCAAUACACAACUUUUACUUUUGAUAUAAAUUGUCGAGAUCUGUUGCUUGGUACUACCAUUUCAGUUACCAAUCGUUUUUGUCUUUGUAUAUUUUUUUUUACAUUUGAUUUUUGUGUUUCUUGCACUGGUUUUUGAUCAUUAGACAUUCUAUAUUAGAAUCGACAUUUCGAAAAAAAAUAUUGAUGUUGCCAAGUAUUUUUCGACAGAACUAUUUUUUUGUUGAUUGUUUUUAUGUUUAUAGAGUCUAUUUUUGGUUGAAGUUAAUUUAGUAAAAUUUGGAAAUAAUUGUUGAAACACGAAGUAUUUAAAAAUUCUCCCGAACAAUAUUUAAGUUAGUAUGCUGAUUCUAAAACAAUGAAACUUGUACCAAAAUUGGUGUCAUUAGUUUGUUGGUAGUAUCGUCAGAAGUGUCAUAUCGAAUGUAAUUUAAGUUUAAACAUUAAUCAUACUAGUAGUAUCUAAUAAUAGUAUAAUUACCUUAAAGACAGCUGUAUCACGCAUGCUUUAACUCAUCAAUUCACAAUAAACUGAAAAAAGUUUUUCCGUCAACUUGCUGCAUUCCUCUCAAUAAUUGUAGGGGUCUAUCAAUCACGAAACCCAUAUUCUUCAAUAAUUUACUUGAUGCAGCUUAUUUAUACCCUGUUUAUUGUAUUUAUAGCCACUAUAAAAACUUCAACAACUUCCAGUCUUAUCGAAAAAUCUCCUUGCAUAUUACUUGAUUUGAUAAAUUGCACAAUAUAGAGGAAGGGCAGGUAACGUAAAUUUUAUUAACCCCAUGUUAUUACAAAAUAUCAGAUGAGAAAUAAUUUUUCUACAAAAAAUACAUAAAGCUGCAGCUCUAUCUUCACUAUCACUAUCUUUUUUUGCUGUUUUUGCAGCUUUCUUAUCGUUUUUUAUAACGUCUACGACCUCUACCUUCCUUUCUACAGCAUUCUCUUUUGGUUUUUUGUUUUUAUUACUUCUUUCAAGAAAUUCCUCUCUUUAUAGACUGUGGACGUCAGAACUCAGGUUUUUCCUUUUCGAUUCAAAUUUUGAUCACACUAUGGAAAUAGAUUUGCGAGUGGAAAAAAAGAAACAUUAGUAGACGUACCUGGUUGAAGCUCAGUAAUAUUUGUAGUCUGAAGUUUUUCUGGAAUCCUUUCUUUUGGAAACACAUAAUCUUUCGUUUUAUUUGUGCCUGGCCGAGGGUAGAAGUUUCUAGACCUGCGAAUGGAAAAGAUGAAACAUUAGUAGACGUACCUGGUUGGAACUCAGUAAUAUUUGUAGUCUGAAGUUUUUCUGGAAUCCUUUCCUUUGGAAAUACAUAAUCUUUCGUUUUAUUUGUGCCUGGCCGAGGGUAGAAGUUUCUAGACCUGCGAAUGGAAAAGAUGAAACAUUAGUAGACGUACCUGGUUGAAGCUCAGUAAUAUUUGUAGUCUGAAGUUUUUCUGGAAUCCUUUCUUUUGGAAACACAUAAUCUUUCGUUUUAUUUGUGCCUGGCCGAGGGUAGAAGUUUCUAGACCUGCGAAUGGAAAAGAUGAAACAUUAGUAGACGUACCUGGUUGAAGCUCAGUAAUAUUUGUAGUCUGAAGUUUUUCUGGAAUCCUUUCUUUUGGAAACACAUAAUCUUUCGUUUUAUUUGUGCCUGGCCGAGGGUAGAAGUUUCUAGACCUGCGAAUGGAAAAGAUGAAACAUUAGUAGACGUACCUGGUUGGAACUCAGUAAUAUUUGUAGUCUGAAGUUUUUCUGGAAUACUUUCCUUUGGAAAUACACAAUCUUUCGUUUUAUAUGUGGCUGGCCGAGGGUAGAAGUUUCUAGACCUGCGAGUGGAAAAGAUGAAACAUUUGUUUUAGAUGUAUCUUGUUGAAGCUCAGUAACGUUUGUAGUCUGAAAUUGUUCUGGAAUCCUUUCCUUUGGAAAUACAUAAUCUUUCGUUUUAUAUGUGGCUGGCCGAGGGUAGAAGUUUCUAGACCUGCGAGUGGAAAAGAUGAAACAUUUGUUUUAGAUGUAUCUUGUUGAAGCUCAGUAACGUUUGUAGUCUGAAAUUGUUCUGGAAUCCUUUCCUUUGGAAAUACAUAAUCUUUCGUUUUAUAUGUGGCUGGCCGAGGGUAGAAGUUUCUAGACCUGCGAGUGGAAAAGAUGAAACUUUAGUUUUAAAUGUAUCUUGUUGAAGCUCAGUAACGUUUGUAGUCUGAAAUUGUUCUGGAAUCCUUUCCUUUGGAAAUACAUAAUCUUUCGUUUUAUAUGUGGCUGGCCGAGGGUAGAAGUUUCUAGACCUGCGAGUGGAAAAGAUGAAACUUUAGUUUUAAAUGUAUCUUGUUAAAGCUCAGUAACGUUUGUAGUCUGAAAUUGUUCUGGAAUCCUUUCCUUUGGAAAUACAUAAUCUUUCGUUUUAUAUGUGGCUGGCCGAGGGUAGAAGUUUCUAGAUCUGCGAGUGGAAAAGAUGAAACUUUAGUUUUAAAUGUAUCUUGUUCAAGCUCAGUAAUGUUUGUAGUCUGAAGUUUUUCUGGAAUCCUUUCCUUUGGAAAUACACAAUCUUUCGUUUUAUAUGUGGCUGGCCGAGGGCAGAAGUUUCUAGACCUGCGAGUGGAAAAGAUGAAACAUUUGUUUUAGAUGUAUCUUGUUCAAGCUCAGUAAUGUUUGUAGUCUGAAGUUUUUCUGGAAUCCUUUCCUUUGGAAAUACACAAUCUUUCGUUUUAUAUGUGGCUGGCCGAGGGUAGAAGUUUCUAGAUCUGCGAGUGGAAAAGAUGAAACUUUAGUUUUAAAUGUAUCUUGUUCAAGCUCAGUAAUGUUUGUAGUCUGAAGUUUUUCUGGAAUCCUUUCCUUUGGAAAUACACAAUCUUUCGUUUUAUAUGUGGCUGGCCGAGGGUAGAAGUUUCUAGACCUGCGAGUGGAAAAGAUGAAACAUUUGUUUUAGAUGUAUCUUGUUCAAGCUCAGUAAUGUUUGUAGUCUGAAGUUUUUCUGGAAUCCUUUCCUUUGGAAAUACACAAUCUUUCGUUUUAUAUGUGGCUGGCCGAGGGUAGAAGUUUCUAGACCUGCGAGUGGAAAAGAUGAAACAUUUGUUUUAGAUGUAUCUUGUUCAAGCUCAGUAAUGUUUGUAGUCUGAAGUUUUUCUGGAAUCCUUUCCUUUGGAAAUACACAAUCUUUCGUUUUAUAUGUGGCUGGCCGAGGGUAGAAGUUUCUAGAUCUGCGAGUGGAAAAGAUGAAACUUUAGUUUUAAAUGUAUCUUGUUCAAGCUCAGUAAUGUUUGUAGUCUGAAGUUUUUCUGGAAUCCUUUCCUUUGGAAAUACACAAUCUUUCGUUUUAUAUGUGGCUGGCCGAGGGUAGAAGUUUCUAGACCUGCGAGUGGAAAAGAUGAAACAUUUGUUUUAGAUGUAUCUUGUUCAAGCUCAGUAAUGUUUGUAGUCUGAAGUUUUUCUGGAAUCCUUUCCUUUGGAAAUACACAAUCUUUCGUUUUAUAUGUGGCUGGCCGAGGGUAGAAGUUUCUAGACCUGCGAGUGGAAAAGAUGAAACAUUUGUUUUAGAUGUAUCUUAUUGAAGCUCAGUAACGUUUGUAGUCUGAAAUUGUUCUGGAAUCCUUUCCUUUGGAAAUACAUAAUGUUUCGUUUUAUAUCUGUCUAGCUGAGGGUAGGAGUGGUUUCCUUUCUGUGUCUAUAAUCUGAAAUUGUUCGUGUGAAGAAGCAGGGUCCUUAUUUUUGUAAGAGAGUUCGGAAGCAGUAAUUGACAUGACUAAAUUUUUCUCCGGAGUCCUUUCUAUUAUUUUAAUUGGUUUUGCAGUCGUCGGUGACACAGAUUGAUCGAUAUCAUUAUUAUUAUUCAAUCGAAGUAACUGAUGCUCAAUUGGGACGUCUUUGUUAUUUUGGCCAAGAACAUAAAUUAUUUCCAUAUGAUAAUAUGUCACCUUAAGCUUAAGACUGUAUAAGUCUCGAAGAUUACAUUAGAAAUUACAAUCAAGUCGAUCUAAUGUGAUUUACAAUUUUGCCACUCACUCCGAUUUACCUGCCUUUCCUUUACUUCCGAAGCUUUUCAGAAUAAAUGAGUUUCCUCAACUGAGAGUUGUUAGAAUAUCCAUUCAAUUGAUUUUUUUACAUAAAUCAUUUGCUCAAAAGUCUCUCAAUUUCAUAAGUUGCUGCUAUUCUGCACUUUUUUAUUUCUAAUACUUGAAGUCUGCCAACUCCUACUUUUGAUUUAGUGUUUCUACUAACUUCCUUUUAAUCCAGAAGUGUCAUCAUGAUAUCAGAAUCAGACGCAACUCAAUUAUAAAUUAGGACGGGGAUUUGUUCAAUUAAAUAUAUGGAAUAUAACUGACUUAGUUGUUUCGAGGAUUAUUUCUGAUUCCGAUCUAGUAGUAUUUCUAAGUAACAUAGUAAAGUUGUAGUAUGCUCACAAAUGUGCAGUGAUAGAAGCGGUAGCACUUUUUUAGCUACUUAUUUUCUAUUUAUAGAGAAACUAAUAACGAACAUCUUACAGAAUAAUAACAAGAGAAACAACAAUAAAACCUACCUUAUAUAAUAUUGUAUAUUGUUCGUUGUUGGAUAUUGUUAUAAAGUUCGCAAAAAGUGAGUUAUAAUAUUAAAAAGAUAUGAUAUUUCAGAUCUCGUGGAAUACAUGUUAUUUAUUAGAUCUUUAAAUGAAGUGCUAACUUUGGAAAUAUCAAUUAAAGAGCUAUCAAUUGUUAAUUUAUUGUAUUUGUUUUUACCAUCGACACCCUUAUACGCUCUCUCUAGUCUUAAUUAUUGACUAUUUUCCCGCGCACCUUCACUUUUAUACUCAACACCGACGACAAUAGAUUAUGAAGCAUUUUGAACGUCGGAGUAACUAAUAACAAAUGGAAAAACACAAAAAAUAAUGCACAAUCUUUAAAAGAGGUUAUGUGACAAUUUUUAAGUCAUUGAAUUUUUCAGCGGAACGUUUUAACCAAUUUACAUUCAAGUAAAAUAAAAAUGUCGAUAGUAAGAUUUGGUGAAACAUCACAAGAAUACCAAGAAAAUCAUGGCUUAGAGCGUCAAAUGAGGUCAUGUGGUAUAAUUUAGACUGGAGCGAUAUCUCAAAUUAAUGCAGCGUUAAAUAUAAGAGCGUCAAGUUUCAAAACGCUUAAAAAAAGCACUAAAACAUACCUCUAUCAAUAUAUGGUUUUUUCCAUAAUUGUUUGAUUAAAUUUUCGUCUUAAAUUGGCGAUUUAUUCUAAAGGAUGAAUAUAUAUUGUAUCGUUAAAGUUAUUUAUUAAAUAUUCACCUCGUAGUUAAUUAUACUUUUCAAAACAUUAGUAAACACCAGAUAAUGUAGAUUCAGGUUUUUUGCUAUAAUAUCCGAUUUAGAAAGCUAAACAAUGUUUAAUGCUAAAGCUGAAUUAAUUUAUAAUGUCAAAAUGUCAAAAUUAUACCAUGUUACCUCAAUUGAAGCUCUAAGAUAGCGUCAAGCGCUAACAUGAAAUUACACCUUUAGAAUUUGUGUUAUAGAAUUAAGAACUAGAAUGUGGAAGCAGAUUGAUUAGCUAUAAGCUCGACUCUUCAUCAACACCAUCUUGAGAAUCAAUUGAAUAUCUUGUUAACGAAAUUACAAAUACCUCCAAUUAUGUUAAUAAACUGUUAUUUAUUUCAUAAUUCUGAAAAUGCAGAUGCCAUCAGAUAAUUAUUAAUGCACGCACACUUGAGGAGGACUAUUUUAUUGAAUGAAUGCAAUACGAGAUGUGGCUAUAAAAUAACGAAAAGAUAUUUGAUUUUGAUAUUAAGUAAAUUUAAUUAUCAUUACUUUUAAUAUAUACCCUUACUCUAUCCCUACAUCGCUUCAUGCUAAUCUUCUAUUGUUCGAAACAGCGCUGGUCCUUCAGGACGCUCGCUGCUUUUUCUUUCCCAGCUUCAACAUACUCCUUUCAAUGCAGAUUUGAUUCGUCACACGUUAUUAUCGUUUCUAAUAAGUUUGAGACAUUUCCAAUCGCUUUUAAAGUGUCGAUACAGAUAAUUUUACGAGCUUCUUUUUAAUGUGAGGAUUUUAGACACCAGUUUUGCACAAACUUAUCGCAUGUAAAAAUUUUCAUGUAAAAUUUGCAGCACACAUUCUUAUCAAUUCCCAUAGAUUCAAAAAUCGCCCGAAUACUUAGCCGACUUUCAGAUCUAAUGAGAUUACCGACUUUUUCGAUAUUAUCAUUCGUUUUUGACGUGGAAAGGCGACCCAAACGUAAAUCAUCUUCAACAUCUCGGUCAUUUUGAAAAUGUUUAAAAACGUUCAUAGUCAUAUAGUUGUUUCAAUAAAUUAUAAGUUUCUGUUACAGUUUUAUGUGGCUUGAUGAUAUGUCCAAUAUAUAUUCAAAAUUAUACCUCACUAAUGAAGACUACCAAAAUGAAUCUAAUACCAGCUACUAUUUCCAAAGUUCUUUUUAAUUUUAUUUUAGGACAAAAUAUCAUUUUGAGCGAUUAAAUAUUUUCGUACCCCAGUUACCAUAUUUAUAAUUGAUAUCUCGCUUUUUAUGAACAUGUAAUUUUUGAUAUUCAUUUUUCACUACAAGAUUAUUUAAAUGUUAGAUAAGUAUCGACUGCAGUGAUAGAUUUAUUUUUUGAUGUAUUAGUUUGAUGAUGCAUAGAUUAUGGCCUGUUUUUAUUUUUUGUUAAGUGUCUGUAGAAAAGUAGAUAAUAUAUACUUUUAGAAUGAAACUUAUAUUAUUUUGUAGUGAAACCAUUGUUGUUAAUGUUGAUAUUACAAACGUGAGUAACGUUAUUUCUGAAAUUUCUUUUAAAAAUACCCAUUGUUCAUAUAUUGUUUUAUAAAAUUAAAAAAUUAUAUAUAAUUAAAUAUUAUACAAUUAUAUUUUGAGUUUGUUGUACUCGCUACAAUUUGAUUAGUUACAGUUCGAUAAUCAAAUUUAACAUGGUUUAAAAUUAAGAGGUUAUGUUUUUCAUUAUAAUUAUCCAAAUUUCAAAUUAGACUUCAUAAAACUUGUCUCCAAUCUUAACUGAUUUAUAAAACAAAAUUAAACUUUCCUGCUCUUAGUUCCAAAAACUAUUUUCAUUCACUUAUCAUCUGUCCUUAACAACAAUCAUUUACAUAUUUCUUUUUUAAAAUUUCAAACUAUCUAAUAGUGCUAAGAAACUGAACUAAAUAAAGUUAUUGCCUGUUUUCUCUGGUUUAUUAUAGGUGUUACCACAGAUGCAUAAAAAGCAUUUCUUUCAUGCCAAUAUCAUAAAUCUACAUUUUCAAGAUUUGUAUUUAUAAGAAUUUUUGCAUUAACCAAAAAAGUAUUUUUAAUAAGAAUUUCCGAAAAAACGUUUAUUUGUUUAAGACGUAAUGAGGUUGAUUUACGAAUAUAAAGAUGGUUGUCAGUGAUUUCACACAGUGAUAUAUGUGUUACAAAUAUAUGAUGUUACCAUAUAAUAUUAAGAAAUGUCAAGAUCACAAGAACACCUGCAGAAAUACUACUGCUUCACUGAAAAUAUAUUUGCAGGUUUAUGUUGAAACAACAUAUUUGUAAUGUCUUGAAAAAGUCACCUUGAUUUCGAAAAAAGAACGUCUCAGUUAGUAUGGUAUCAAUUUAGGAAAAUCGAUUCUAUUUAAUAACUUCUAACACUAAUCGUCAAUUGAAAGUAAGUUAACGUAUAGUUUUAUCGACCCCUUUAUACUUUUUCUAAUAAUUUCAACAUUAUUUCAUAAUAAAUACCGUAAAAUUGUGGCUUAUUUUAAAUCUUUUCCAUCAAGUUUUCCAAUUUGAUUUGUUAUUAUUAUAUAUAGGUGAAGUGGUGACUUUUUCAAAAUAGCGAUUUAUCUGCAAUUUUCAGCAGUGCAGUAUCAGAUUCUUGAUUGAGUAAAAUAUCGAGAACUGCCUUAAAGGCAUGCCUUAUAAACUUUGAAUUUCUAACUUUUAUAUUUGUUGAAAAUAUUAAACUGCUGCGGUGUUUUUAUUGAGGCUGAAUUUAUGUUCAGUGAUGGAAAAAUUUUUACAUAUUUACAAAAUGUUACUGUUGAAUAUACAUUAUAUUUAUGAAUAUAAUUUUACAUUAAAAAUGUAUGUGAAGGCCUCAAUGUUAACCAUUUUGAAAAAUAUUUUGAAUUUUAUAGGAUGGCGCAGUUUUUUUGCAUAUACACAAGUGAUGCAUAUUUAGUAGGAUGAAUUCUUGUGUAGAUGAUAUAACAAAUAAUUUUAAACCUGUAAUUGCUAUUGUGAGCAUUAAAUGAUAAAACAAUC
Diorhabda carinulata is the source of this 9972-nucleotide messenger RNA. It is a transcript of the gene Pdp1, whose product is annotated as hepatic leukemia factor. Bases 365 to 1156 code for a protein of 263 amino acids. The record is from RefSeq and is a predicted model, not a curated record. Gene Ontology annotation, cellular component: nucleus. Lineage: Eukaryota; Metazoa; Arthropoda; Insecta; Coleoptera; Chrysomelidae. Gene Ontology annotation, biological process: regulation of transcription by RNA polymerase II. The transcript is spliced from 5 exons. Gene Ontology annotation, molecular function: RNA polymerase II cis-regulatory region sequence-specific DNA binding; DNA-binding transcription factor activity, RNA polymerase II-specific.